Molecule: messenger RNA, 12564 nt
Organism: Pocillopora meandrina
Lineage: Eukaryota; Metazoa; Cnidaria; Anthozoa; Scleractinia; Pocilloporidae
Source: the annotation of a GenBank genome assembly
AUGCAACGUAUUGUCUCUGAAGCUUGUAACCAAGACACGGUCGCAGUUCUCUAGUCCCAAUGUCACACAUUGGGUGUUUUUGAUAGUUACUCUCUGGUGUAGUGGUUCGUUGGGACCUGGUCGAUCCAUGGGCGGUGUACAAAAACUACAAAACUAGAGUUAACAACGACGGCGUAUAAACAAAAACUUGGAUUCAAAACCAGCGCCCGCACCAGUAGCUAAUCAGAGCAGCAUCUGCAGAGACAGAUCUCAAAACCAAAGUUCUAACAAUCUUGAUUAUCUCACAGACGUUGGAAAAGGGAGCUCAAAGUGGAAUCACGGUCGGAACAAUGCCACGGGGAUCAGGUGAGUUGAAAUGGUUCAGAUUAUUUGUCUUUAUUUUUCCCACUAGCACGUAGCUAUGUAAUUAGUACUCUCUGAGCGACGCAAGCUGCAAUUAUCGCCGGGAUGGAAUACAUCACAGCCCUGUUAACAUGGAUGUGCCUAAGGCACGCAAGUGCAACCAGAUUUGCUCUUUAGGUGAUUAAGAUGCGUGUUUCUAUGCGGUUUCUAUGACUCACAGGGAAAAUUAUUAACUACCUAAGCAGCAUAACCCUACAGAUUGAUGUUGUACACAGUAUAUCACGCGAGGAGCACACCCUCUCGAACUCUAUGACACCACACAUUUCACUUUUUCAUUUGAGUGUUAGAUCGACUUUCGCUUUGGCUGGCGAUAAUUUCUUUGAGAAACUGGAAAUUAGCAAACUUACAUUGCGUGUAUUUUGAUGAUAGGCGCACAAAUAUGCACUCGAGAGUGUAAAUACACUCAUAUCCGGUAAAAUGAAGUCUGGAAACGUUUAAACCAUUCACUCUUUUGACUGCAAAUGCGAAGUUUUGUCGAGAAUUUUCCAAGUUACUCUUUUUUUUUAAGUUUAUUAACAAAUUACUCAAAAGGCAAUUACUUAGCUAGUGUCAACUUUAUCGAAGAAUUCAGCAGAAAAUAUCUAACAAUACCAGACGGAAUGUUAACUGAUUUUAAGAACGAAUUUCCAUUUGCCGUCUGUGGCAAACUUUGUCAACUUUUAAACACUUAACUGUGGGAGUUUAACGCGGAAUACUUCACAGAAUUAACAUUUUAAGUUUACUUUUCCCUUACUGCUGGUAUUUAGUGUUGAUUCGACAACCAGUUACUUAUAAAACACGACCAAAAGAUCAAACAAACUCGCUCUGUUUAGAAUCGCUCUUGGAUGAAAAUGUAAAUCACGAUCUCGUUUGUAAAGAAUAGCGCGUGCCACUAAUUAGUGCUCAAUUUCUGAUUGGCGGGCAGCCAAGCGAAACCGCGAAGACAAUGGUUAUUAUAAAAUUACCUUCGGUCCUCCUUUGUUCCUAGAAGAAAGAGGCAUGUGGCCCGGAUCCUCUUAACCGAUACAAAUCACUGUCUCGAAAAUCAUAAAUCAAUCUAAAGCGCGAUGCGGUUCAUUUGCAACUUUAUGUAAAAAAUGCGCACGUAAUGGAUAUGAAAUUAAUAUGUCAUCAAAAUUUCCUUGAAAGAAUGGCAGUAGUACCUGCAACAUUGAAUAAAGGGGUAAGUUUCUAAAGAAACUGUGGUGCUGCGUCGGUGGGAGAGUAUAGCAGGUAAUUUAGUGUUAACAACUGGGUUGAAAACGUAAAUUAGCCACCGUUAAGGGUAAAAAAGCUGACGUUUCGAGCGUUAGCCCUUCGUCAGAGCGGUUGGUCUGUCAGAGCAAUCGCUCGAAACGUCAGCUUUUUUACCCUUUACGGUGGCUAAUUUACGUUUUCAACCCAGUUGUUAACACUAAAUUACCUGCAACACUGAGCUUUACACAACCGAGAAAAAGUCAGCGACGCCACAAUUUUAGAGAUAAUUAUUUAAAAUAUAUAAAAUUAUGAUUUUUUAAUCAUUUUUUGAUAAAAUUUGGUAUGUCUGAUCUUACAACACACGUUUUAAAUCGUAUCUACUAUCGAUCUCAAAUAAUGAAAAGAAACUUACAUUAAAAAACAAAUACGAUCCGUGAAAUGAACUGCGAUCUACCGUCAUUUCUCUUCGGCUCUUCUUUCUUCGAAAAUUAUGUAACUGGGCAUUCGACCAUGAGAAAGUUAAAUAUCAAAAACAAAUUUUGGCGGUAAAUGAAACCGAUAUUAAAUCCUUAAACUUUUGGGAUGCCCUCAAGGAUGUUUACGUUCGAUUAAUUGAAGUUGAUUAAAUUUAUUUAUAAGCAAUUUAAGAACGAACGUUUUAACGAAGAAACGCUACUGAAAAAGUUUACAGGAUAAUUUGGUAUUAUUAAUUGAGUUUAUAACGUAAAUUGGCCACCGUAAAGAGUUUAAAACCUGACGUUUCAAGCGUUAGCCCUUCAUCAAAGCGAAAGCUUAGUCAGCUUUGAAACUCUUAACGGUUGCCAAUUUACGUUGAUACUACCAAAUUACCCUACUAUACUCUACUAGCGACGCAGCACCACAGUUUCUUUAGAAACUUACCCCAUUUAUGAAAAAGUUUACAAUUUUUUAACGACGAAAAAUCCUUAGAAGACAACAGAAGCCACACAAAAAUAACUAAGAAGCAAAGCAAGAGAAAACAUACAGAGUCGGAUACUUUUCACUCAAAAAAUAAACCGUUGAAAUGCAAUUCAGGCUUUCUUUUCUUAGGCACGUUUUCUAAUUGGUCACCCGUUGGUAUGGAACUGAACGUAAAAAUGACGGUUUUAUUUUAUCAUUCCAGCAGGUUAUUCACGGUAUUACUGAGAGGAUAUUUACAUGAUAACACAAUUAGCAACAAUAACGAACAAAACUUUCCUUUGAAAACUCACAAUGAAUACGGAAUUAUUGUUUAAAACAGCUUACACCUUAGAUAGAUUGAAGACUCGAUGCGAAUCAUCUAAGACGCGAGAGAAUAAAGAAUUUAGUGCGUUCUCUAAGUCUAGAAAUCUAGAGCGUUUUAAACAGCAGAAGGGAUUGCUUCGCUUUUUUCUCUAGUGUUUUAACGUCUGUUUUCAAGAAUUUUGUGGUAGUUUCCAGGCAUCUACAGGUCCUACUGUUUCCACCUGGUUUUUAUUUAACACUUAGUGCAUUCUUUGCAGGUCAACAAACAAUUUACUCCAACAGCCAUUACGUGUCGCAUAGCAAACUUCAAUCGCCGUUGACAAUUCAGUGGUAUGUACAUAACAUGUCAAUGUUAUUUUUAUCAAUGUUAUUUUUACAAAUACCGCCUCAAGGAAUCAUUAGUCGAGUAAGAUAAUUGUGGUCAGUUAAAUAGGAGAAAAAUCUGGUGAACUUGAAAAUUAGACAUUAUUUCAAUUGAGCGAAACACCAAAGGAUUUAAUGCAAAGCCUGUUAAUUGUCUGCCACUUAGAGAAUAAAUAAUUUUCAAACUUUUGAAAAGAGAGUAAAUAUAGCAACAUUUUACACACGAUAUAUUUAGAAUUUCUAUAAACAAAGCCACCAUCCUUUCAGAAGAGAAAAAAAACUUAUAGCCAUCGAGAGGCCGUAUAGAGCUAUGCUCUUUUUCAGUAAUGCUUUAUGCUUCAGUAAUAAUGAUAAUAAGAUGAGUAAAAUAGCUUCUAAUUUUUAUGACACUAGGACACGAGUUUAAGACAACUAAAUGUUUUAACAUUUCAGCCUUCUUAUUAGUUCGCAAGUAUUGCCAGUUUGGUUGGUUCACAUGAAACUUACCGCUUUUUUCUUGGUCACUUUUAGUCUGCGUGCGGUUAUUUAUUCAAGUAAUUUUAUUUGGGUGCAUAUACCGCAAGCUUGUAUCAAUGUUACGUUCUGUUUAACUCUACAGGCUUAAUGAAAAUUACGAAGUUUCUGAAGGAGUCAGUUUGCCUCGAAGUGCUUUGUAUUCUCAUUAUUUGGACUUCUGUGAAAAGAAUAACUUAGCUCCAGUCAAUGCAGCUAGUUUCGGAAAGGUGAGAAAUGUUUUUUUUUUUUUCAGUUAAAUAAACAUCUCCCGCAGAUAAAAGCCUACUACAGAUUUCGUGACAAAGCAGGGAAUAAACUCCUUGACAACAAUGGAGAGAACAAAAUUGUUUCGUUUGUCUGUCUGAGUUAAGUCGCUGAUGUAAACCAGGCUGAUAAAAAAUAUAAACGCGCAUGAAGUAGGUAGAUAAUAUUCCUUUCCUAUUUAUAGAUUAUUCGCCAUACCUUUCCGAAUUUAAAGACCAGAAGGCUUGGAACACGUGGUCAGUCCAAGUAAGUAAAUUAUCGUGGUGAUGUUAAAUAUGAAAAUUAUAAACCCACCUAGGGGGUCGAUAGCAAGUCAUCAACCGAUUGUGAAAUACGUAGGGCUGUGUGUACUUAAUGUCGAAAGAAAGUUUAAUUAAAAGAAAAAGUUUUAUCUUGCGUUUUUUUUAUCUUUAUCUUGCGUUUUUUUUUUCCUUGCGUUAAAAGAAAAAACAUCAGUAUAUUACAUAAGCUAAACAAAGCAACUUGAAGAAAGAUAACAAACAAGAAACAAACUGGCAAAAAGAAAGUUGCGGUUAACCAGCAACACGUAUUCAUGUCUUUCGGUUUUUUUGCUUGAGUUACUGAUUCAUUUUACAGGGAGCAAGUAAUCUUCUUAGGACUUUUUAACAAACACGUGGCUACACAAUUGAGUCCGUUAACUUGUUCAGACCAUUGUACGUAUCUGAAUAGCUCGUUAGCAUUCCAAUAAACAAUUGACAUAGAUAAUGAAUCAUUUAAGAAAAAAAAAACGCUACUCUGCUUUUGUUUGAAAAGCUAUCGAUGUUUUGGUUGUUUGUAAAAAGAAACAUAGGCCGAUGAUUGACUUCCUAACUAGAACCCGGAGAGAAUCGGUGAUUGGCAGUUUCCGGAAGAAAAGCUUUUACUGAACGAUUUCAAAUUAACUAAUACGUCUGUUUAAAAACUGGUUGCUUAGGCUUCCAGCAUAAAACAUUCUGCCCUAAAGACAAAUCGAGGCGUGGGCGUCACUACCUUACCUUGAAUGUUUCCGGCGUUAGAACUCGUGGGGGAUUUUUUUUUCGCAUAAAACUAUUGAUAAUUUGAAGUAGCUAUUCUGUAGCCAUGGAUCGUUGUUUAGCUUGCCUGACAAAAGUGUCAAGGAGAGGAAAAGAAUUCUUCUGCUCUCCAGAGAAAACAAAACAUCCCUUAGGCGUUCGUAAGGAGCACAUGUGAUCAAGUGAAUCUAGAAUUUUCCCAUGACAUUUCACUAUUAUUGUUAGAGAAAAUUGUCUUUUUGUUCUUUUGAAUUACGCUGGCCAACUUUAUUCCCAGCUAAAGGUGUUGAUGAAAUAUUUUCCCUUUAGCCGAGGAGUUCAUUGCAAUUUUUUUUGUUAAUGCAUAGCAACAAAAAAUUCGAAAAAAAAAAAGUGAACACAAUAAAAGAAUCAUUGUCAGAAAACGUUCCCUUAAGAGACAGAAACCAAAUGUAUAUUAUAAUGAAGAACACACAACCGCUCAGUUAUCAUAUGCUGUGAGUGACGUCAUCUAGGCUCGAAAUGUCAGCUUUUUAACUCUUUGCGGUGGCCAGUUUACGUUUUCAACUCAGUUGUUAACACUAAAUUACUUGUUAUUCUCCUCACUUGUCUCCUUGAUAUUGCAUUGACACUGUAAGGAGAAAUUCUCUCUUGGUCACACAUGGGAGUGAAAGGGUUAAAUGUCUCUCGACGAUUGUAACAAAUUUGGUGCAUCUACGACCAUAUUUAAUUUCUACUGGAAAAUAUACAACAACUGAUUGUCAAUUUUAACUCACGUGGCACCUACAAACACGCAGAAUCAUGGAUUUUGCUAUACUCUCCCACCGACGCAGCAUCACAGUUUCUUUAGAAACCUACCCCCUUUUAUCACAUGAAAAGUCAUCGCACAGAUGGAAUGUAUUUUUUUUUUGCAAGGAAUACAUUCCUAUUUUUAUCUUUCCAUGUUGAAAAUUUAGGUUGAUUUUUAUUGUUUCAUACAAUUCUUUAUUUUCAAGCAUUUCCCACAAAACAAUCUAAUCAUCAAGUAGAUUGCGUUGCCUUGCUUCUGUCCAGAAAUAGAUCACAGAUGACAUCAAAAUGUGGUAAGAGAAAAAAAGUGGCACACGAGGCGCUGCCAAGUGCGUCACUGAUAUUCUUUCCGCAUUUUGCCUUCCUCUGUGAUCUUUUACUGGACAGACGCACGGCAACAUGGAAUAUAUUUGUUUUAUAUGAUAAAGAAGAUAAAUGUUGUUAAUGACGUCAUUUAUGCGUCUAUCCUCCUGUAGAUCAUAGAUAAGAACCCAUCAAAAUGCAAGUAGGAUUCAGCUUAUCAUAUGAUAACCAAUGAAAACUCGUUCGCUUAUUGCCAGGUAUCACUAUUAUGGAAUCACCAUCAAAUCAACCUCUCCUUAUCAUGACACCGUCUGCAAUGCAGCGAGGCAAAGCAACACCGGGUAAGACAAGUCCCUGGUAAAUUAGACAGUUCAAAACUGAAGAAACCAUUAAAGUCAGGAGCCGUAUGGGCUCCUGUUGAAGUAUGAUACUACCAACGUCCUCUUACAAAUCCUGCUAUCUGAUUGGCUACACUACUCGCUAUCUAUUCCAUGGUAGAUAAUGAGUAAAGUGAGUUGCCUGACACUUCAUGUUUACUGUGAGAAUAGUGAUUUUUUAAUGGCCUGGGAGGGGGUUGAAAGAUUUUUAUUUCGGAAGGGGAGAUCACAUUGUUUUCCAGGAUGGCGGAGGGAGGAUCAGUCGACGCUAACAGAAUGCAAGGGGGGGGGGGGGGGGGGGGGGCUAUAGAAAGCUGACUGCCAAUGAGGUGAGAUCAUUGGAAUACUUCAAAGCCUUGAGGGGGGUUAGGUAAAUUUUAUUGUGACACAACCAAAAUCUUUCGCCCCACCCUCCCCUCCCUUUCCAGGCGAUAAAAGAUGACCAGAAAUCCCCGGAAAUCUUUCGGUUGGAAUCUGAUCAGUCUUACAAACUCAUCCAUAACUUUUAUCGGUCAAAUCAGUGAUCACUACGCAUAAAUCCUAAAAUUUGAUUUUUUUUUCAGUUUUAGCCAAUCAUACAGCAAAACGGACAUAGAUGAGAAAACUCAGGGCCAUACAGUCCAUAAGAGUAAUCAUGGGACAAAUUCGUGUGUCACCACAGCGCCCGGAGGGACUUUAUUACCUGACUUCCCAAAGCCCAGCAAACUGACCUUACCGGAGGACGUGUCCCAAGAAAAAGUGAGAGAAUGUGUUGGAUUAAUAUUAUUAAGGAUACCAAUAUCAAUAAAGUUUUCUACGCUAUGGUCAGAUUUUCUCAGAUUGAUAUUAAGAAAUUUAAGGGAAGAGUCAUUACUUAUCGUUAGGGGGUGGGGGGAAUCGCCAAAUGAUGAUCAGUCUCGAUAUCUAAUUAGCCUCUGAUACUUUGGCCUCUGACACUGUUUUUACUCAGUACGUUUUCGAAGGCUGAAAAUUUACUUAGAGGAAACGUUUUUUUCACAGGUCAAAACGUUUCUUAUCAUGUACCGUGCACACUGCCAAAGAAUUCUAGACACCAUCCUGAGAGCAAACUUUGGAGAGGUAAGUUUCUCAAUAACCAAAAGGAGUGUUCAAUUGUUUGAGGACUUGUUUACAUUUGUAUAUUAUUUGUUUAUUUGUUUAUCUAUUUGUAUCUUUAUUUAUUUUUGAUUACCGCACCGCUUCACUGAGCCAAAAACGUUUUUAAGUUGUGGGCAGGAGAAUUCCUCUCUAAUAAUAACUUUCCAUUUGAAAUCUUAGGUACAGAAUUUCUUAGUUCACUUUUGGCAAGGAAUGCCCAGUCAUAUGCUGGAAGUCCUCAGUUGCAGCGAAGUUGUAGACCUAAUUGGUCAGUGUGACACCAUCCUAUACAAAGCCAUCAGCGGAGUAUUAAUUCCCGGAACUCUUCAGCCUUUACCAGCAAGGUGAGAUCGUUUGUCAAUGUGCAAAAUAAAUAAUUAAAUAAAUAAAUGAUAGAAAUUUCAAAACCAACUGGAGCCGAAACCCUUGCACUUGUUGCUUGCUUCCGAAUUCUCCCUUUUUUUCUCCUCUAUCUCAUUUCUCUUGUUGCUUGCUUUCGAUUUCUCUCCUUAACGUCACAAAUGUAAAUCUCUCAUCUUAAAGGCCUCAACUUUCGCUUGCUUUUUUUGUCAGACAUGACCUUGUUGCGAGCUUUUACUUUUUAGACAGUUUAUUAUUAUUAUAAAAAAAAAUGGUGCUUCUUUUAUCAAGACGUAGUUUCAUUUUGAUACUAAGAUAGUUAUUAAGUAAAUAUAAUUAUCUGAUUGCAGUUUGACUCAAGCAAUCCGUCAGUUUGCGCAACAGCUGGACGAGUGGUUGACUGAAUCGCUGACUCAUUUGCCGGAACCAUUACAGAAGAAAAAGUUGGCAGGUGAGAAAGUGUGCAAUGUGUGCUAAUUUUAAAAAAAAGUUCUCUACGAAUGUGAUGUCAGUAUCGUGUUGUAAAUAGAACACCAUAGUCAUUUUCUUUGUUACUUUUCAGUUGCUAAGAGUUUCUCCCACUCACUGCGAAGGCAGACGUCUUUAACACAUCUUGCACAGGUAGGGAAAAACCAAAGUUGUCAAUGUUUUACAAUAAGUACUUCGCAUUGGAUGACAGUCGGAUGAGAUCCGUUUUCCUGGGAAACGGUUGUGCGUGUCAUAUGUUGUAACCCCUUCAACCGGGCAAAAACAUAAUAUGAUCAAAUAUGUAUUAUUCUUUGAUCAAAUCGCUAUUUUUCCUUCUCAGUUUACCUUCUAAAUAAAUCGUAAAUUUUCUUUAAGGAUUCAUGACAGCUAAAAAAUCCAGAAAAAAGAAGACAACAGAAACAUUGACAAAACAAGCUAAAAAAAUUAACGAAUUUUAGACUGAAAAUAAAUGUAACUAACUGUUUCAUAUGACCUGAUCGUCUAAAUCAUAUUAUUAGGCUAGCUUUCGUUGCUUGUUUUUGAAAAGUGUCUUCAUCGUUAAUUCCCAGGCUGCCCGGACAGUAUUGCAUAGCGCAGAGCCUGUAUCCCAGAUGCUUAACGAUUGGAAGCAAAUCGACUUCGAAGGAAUUACCCGUCAGGCCAUGUGGACUUUCAGCGAAUCCGUAGACGACGAUUAUGAACUUGUUUACGAACGUAAGUGCGCAAAACUGGUUUUAAUUGUUUUCCUUUCGUUUUAAAUCUGACGCAGUAAGUUUAGUCUUAUUAACGAGAUUUUUACUGGUUUACUCAAAUUUGCAGACUAUAAAGAGUUUACACAGCUUCUCGAUCAGCAAGCAACCAUAGAUCAGUACGCCGAAUGGGCGUCCAGUUUGGUCAACCGUUGUGUUUUGAAGGUGAGUACAGUGGGCGUGCCUUUGUCAGGUCCUCUCAGUCUAGUGCACAAGAAGUAAUAUUCCCUUUGAGAGUUGAUUGUUUAGAUACAAGGAAUGGCUUGUUUAUCGAAACGCUAUAAUGAUGAAAAGCAAAGGGGUUUUUCAAAAUAUUUUUUUGGCUCUGGAUUCGAAAGCCCCCUGGCCGCGUCAAUGUGUUGAGUGCUAGGGUGGGUAAAUUGAGUCCUACUGCCUCUAUUCACCCAGGGUUAUAAACAGGUACCAGCAAAAAGUAGGAGAAAAUUGAUACACGUUGAGGAGUAAGUCUGCUUUGGACUGUAAUUCCUUUCAAAUGCAGAAAAAAUAAUCCCAUCACUUUAAGCAUUGAAUUCCCCAUCACUUUAGACUUCAUCAGGUGAGGUCGCUGGUUUUUUAAAUCUACUUUCUACCUUUUAAAUAUAUCAGUGAAUGGAAGUAACCGUAGAAUACCCCUAUUUUGGUUGCGCCACAAACAAAUUUAUCUGAUCAUGAGGCUCUGUAAUGUUCCUAUGUUCUUGCAUCAUUAGCAGCUAAUAAGCAGUUUAUUUUUAUAGUUUCCCCUCAAAAUCAAGUGACCCCUCCCCCCCAAAGAACAAUCCUUUGCCCCCCACUCCUUGGCGGUUAAUGAUGGCUAGUCGCCAGACCCUUGCAAACCUAUACUGAGUUAUAUCUAAACUUUCCCUCAAGUUUCGAAUUCUCUCUCUUUUCUUUUAGCAAGUGGAGAAGACUGGAAAAACUUACAAGGAGUGCUCAAAAGAUUUUCUUCUCAAAUGGUCCUUUUUCAGCAUUAAAAUUGUGCGGGAAUUAACAUUGCACAGCGCUCACAGCUUCGGUAAGUCUUUCUCCAAGCGCAACUAAAACUCUGUCAUGCUCUUUUUAGACCCUAACAUUUUUUUCUUGCAUAUAAUUUUUAAAUCCUUGGGUACCAUCGUUUUAACUGAUCCGUUGUCGAUUUAUCGCAGGUUCAUUUCACCUACUACACAUGCUCCUCGAAGAUUAUAUCCUUUACACGGUUGAAAACCACAACAAUGUGGAUGAACCGUCGGCCCAGUCCUCUGUUCGCGUUACCAAGGAGACCAACGUUCUGGAGGGUUAGUGUUACAAUAGCUUACACUGAAGGAAUUAGUUACUUCUUUAAUUCAAGAUUAGCUUUGUAAAGGCUUGCGUAUCUUCAAAAAUGUUGCGCAAUUUGUUUCCAGUCUUUCAUAAUCUUCUCCACCCUUGACCAUUUCUGCCCCAAUUUCCGUACAUUCCUUCCCUUUAUCCAUUCUCUCCCUUCCCAUUUUCUACGCCCAGAGUGCAAUACAAAAUAUUGUCACAAAGCUCUUUCCAAACGGAGCUCUAAACAGCAUUAAUGACGUAGAGAGUAAUUAAUGGUUCUGAAAAUUUUUUAAUAGGAGAAUUAACAAAUAAAAUACCUUUUGUUUGUCACAGAACCUACGAGCGAAGGCAUGGAAGUUGAUGUCGUUGGGCCGAGGUCUACUGGCGCUAGGAAGACUGCUUGUCGAAGACAUUCAAGCUCUUCUUCAAUGGGUUCUCACAGGAGCCCCAGAGACUUGCCUUCCCAGAGGAGCCCAGCACAGCCCGUCAUGAUGCGUUCUUCGUAUCACGACAUGUCGCCGCAUCCCAUGACACCAAUGACGCCUACCACACCAACAAACAACAACAAUAACAACAACAAUAAUAUAGGGAAAUACCCCAUGAUGGCAGAACAGGGCCACUUCCUGUAUCCGUCGCCUGAGGCCUAUGGAGCGAGGUAUAGUUAUGGGCCCAGCCAAGGUAGCUUGAUGCCCGCUAUGAAUCAUGGAAACAGCUUUGCCCCGACCAGUGGAAGUGAAGGGGGAAUUGCCAUGGGAGACUUUGACAUGUCGAGCAGUUAUGCGACAGAUGGAACUGGGUAUGCCGCUGGUCGCUCUAAAACCAGUAUGGCGGACUCCAGCUACGCAGUUAUGAAUCCUGCAGCCAACAUGGCGGCUUAUGAUUACAGGGGAAUCUCUUCAAUGGACCAUAUGAAGCAUUAUUCUCAGUACCCUCUCUCGGAACGAAGCUAUCCUUCCAGUUACAUGUUUCCAACGGCCGCAAUAACGACAAACGCCAUGUAUCCUCUGUCAGGGGUCAGCGGUGGCACUAAUGACAGGUUUUAUCCGGAUGUGCUCGAGGAGUUCGUAGAUAUGCAGGCUGCAAUGCAUCAUGGAAUGCCUCCCCGAUCUGUGAGGUCCGAUUAUCCUUACACACCCGCAAUCCUGAGCAAUUAGAUACUUUGGUUGAUGUUGAGGAGAAACGUAAAUCAACUGUAUGGUAUUCAAAUUUUAAUAGUCUUAAUCGAAACUUGAAAAAUAUUUUCAUGGAAAUCUUUAGUAUCUAUUGAAGAUCGUAUUGCAUAUAAAAAAUUAUAAGAAGUUCUUGUAGAAAUUUGGUGCCAUACAAUGAAUGAUGAAAUCAUAUCAAAGACAAAAUGAAUUAUUUUAACUUAAAACUUAGAAUUUUACGGGGUUUACAAAAUUUUUACCUCUGAGGAUGAAAUAUUGUUUUUCAGAUAGUUUGAAAAUGACGCUGUUGUAGUUUGGACAACAACAAAAGUUGAUAAAGUGAUUUAUUCACAUUUUGUAGAAUUGUGCUGGUAAAAAGACGCAAGAGUACAAUAUUAUUUAAGAAUACGAUAUUUUACCAGCUUAAUCACGAAGUGAGAGGAAUCGAUUUUAGAUAAUUUUGAACGUUUCUCGUUACCUACAGGAGACGUCCCAGUAUACCAAAAUGUGAAUCAAUGUUCGCAUCCGAGCAACUGCGCACCUACUCCCCCCCCCCCACUCUCACCCAGCAACAGUCAAUUUUUAAUAGCUUAAGUUAUGUUGAGGUGAGGGGGGGGGGGUUAGGUGAACAGUUGUUCAGAUACUGACAUUGAUCCCAAAAUGUAACUUUCACGUAGUUUUCUUCGUAGCCAUAUUUUGAGCUCGUAAAUCAAUUAUCUAAAUACGAGGGAAAAUUUCUUGCAUGCAUGUUCGUGUAUUUUGCGAUGUAAUAUAUUUUAUGUAAAAAAUCUAACUAUCAACUGCAGCAUCAAAGCUACUAUGGAAAUAAUCUAUCGGUUAAUAAAUCAAUUAAUUUGAACAACGUCAGGGACCGGUCAAUAUUUAUUAUCGGAGGGGGGGGAAGGGUCGGAGGAUUUUGAUUUUGGCAGUUAAUUUUCAAUUGUUCCCCUUUCUACUCUGUUGGCGACGACUGAUUCCCUCCCUGAAAACCAUGUGACUCCCCCUCACAAAAUCCUCCACACCCCUUCCCACCCCAUGAUAAAUAAUAAAUGAUGCUUUA